UUCCAGCUCACUCAACACGUGCAUCGGACAGGGUCCUGAAAUGAACCGCUCGUUUUUUUCAAACGUGGUGCGACCAAACCUGCCCUUGAGGAAACCUUCCUCGAGCCCCGCGGGUUUUUCCGCCACGUUGCCGCCUCAGAGACAGCACAGCAUGCCCGUAGCUAGAGCCUUGCGCUCUGCGCCAGGCUCCUUUGGAGAAGGUCCCAUAAAUUCGACAGUCAAAAGGGAAAAAUUUGCAUUACUGGGUAGUGGCCCACCAUCACUGACUGUAAACUUCUGCAACUACUGUGGUCAGCAAGGAAUUUUUUGCUGCAAGCGGUGCAAGAAGGUGUUUUACUGCUCUGCUGCUUGUCAGACAGAGGACUGGAAGGCCCACAGACACGUGUGCAAGUUUGUUGAUCCAGAGGCUGUAAAAGGGAAACCAAAGGAAACCUCAGCUGUGCCAGCUACAGGAGACAAAUCCAGCCUAGGGGGGUUGAAGCAUGGUGAUUCAUGCAGCCUCCAGAGGGUUUAUUUUAAGGACUUGCAUGUAACUAAAAUCAUCAAGGGAACAGACAUCCAGGCAACUGUUGUAGAGUUCUACAGCCCUAGCAGAUUUUUCCUCCUUCCUCAAUCCCCCGAGGUGCUGGAAGCUCUGCGGAGCAUUAACACAGAGCUUCAGAAAACAUACAGCAGCUUCUCAGUGGCAACAUAUGUACCCUGUGUUGGAGAGAUUUGCGCAGUUCAGUUUUCCUGUGACAUGAACUGGUACCGAGGCCUAGUGCAGACUUUGGCUCCUGACCAGAAGACGGCUAAUAUCCUUUACAUUGACUUUGGCAAUGAAGAAAAUGUCCCAGUGGACAGGAUCAGAGGCCUUACUGCUAAUAUCAAGCCUGUUUGCCCAUGUGCAAUGGAGUGUUGUAUCAUUGGGGUAGUGCCAGUGGUGGGGAACUGGUCAGGCGAAUGCUGCAUUGCUGUGAGGCAGCUGCUGGCUGGCAAGAUUGUGACGGUUAGGCUGGUGGAAACAGUAGAUGGUCGCAUCCAUGCUGUGGAUAUUCUGCUUUCCAUGGGAAAAGAGUUGAGUGCAUUCCUCCUUGAACAUGGCUAUGCAGUUAAAGAACCAGUCAACACCACACCAACUAAGCAAGAUAUCAAUGCCAUGGUGAAUGCAUCCUUGGAGAACUUCAAGUGCCUCUCUGAUGGAAAAGAUGACAAUACCUGGGCUCAACCACCAGAGCCACUGACGCAAGCAGUGGGUGAUAAGGUGUCUGUUGUGGUCACCCACUUCCAGUCACCCGAUGAACUUAUUGUGCAAAAGGUGGACAACGCUGGAGUGAUUCAGGAUUUGCAGUUGAAGCUGAGGGAACACUGCUCUCAGGUUGCAGCCCCGCAGAACUUCAGACCAGCCCCUGGCACAGUAUGUUGUGCACAGUUCUCAGAGGACAAGCAGUGGUACAGGGCUACAGUUCUGGCUUAUUCAUCAAAGGAACGCGUCUGUGUGGGGUACCUUGAUUUUGGCAACUCUAAGGAGGUGGCUUUGGACCACCUAAGACCUAUCAGUACCUCACUGUUGGCCCUUCCCAUGCAGGCUAUGCCUUGUGGUCUAGCAGGGGUGCAGCCUGUUGGUGAGAGCUGGUCAGAAGAGUGCCUUUUGGCGCUGCAGCGAAGGGUGUCAAACCGAAUACUGCACAUUGAAAUCCAGGGUGCACACGAGGCCAAGGCCUUGGUGACCAUGAUUGAUGAGGCCAGUGAUCCACAGGCUAAUAUAGCUGAAUUGCUGAUAUCUGCAGGUUAUGCUGCACCAUGUCCUGUUACUACCAAUAAUGAGUCAGCUGCUAUUGCAGAAGCACAAGUGUGUGAGCCUCUGGUUUGGUCUUACACUGAACUUCCUUGCAACGGCCAGACAGUGGCGCUGCUAGCCAGUGUCGUGGAGAACCCAGGAGCGUUUUACUGCCGCAUUGACAGUCCUGCAGAACACCAGCGCCUGAAAGAGCUGGGGGCUCAGUUAAAGCAGCAUUGUGAGGCUGAUGCCUCACCUUUUGAGCCCAAGGUGGGAGAGCCUUGUUGUGCCCUGCUUUCUGAUGAUGGAGCAUGGUAUAGGGCUAUGGUAAAGGGACUGUCUGAUGACCAGGUAGCAGUGAACUUUGUGGACUACGGGUACAGCUUGACAGUUGAAAAGGGACACCUUCGAUCCAUUACACCCCAACUCCUGACACUACCCUUCCAGGCAGUUUGCUGCUGGCUUGCAGGUGUGGAGCCUCUUGGAUCAGAGUGGAGCAGUGAAGCUGUGCUGUGGUUCCAGACUCAGGUGGAUGGUGAGCAUCUCUCUGCACGUGUCCUUUCUCUCACUGAACAGGGCUACGGUGUGGAGCUGCAGAGCAGAGGAGUAAAUGUGACAGCUACCCUAAUUUCUGAGCAACUAGCCAAAGUUCCUGAAGAGACUGCCAAAGAAAAUCAUGGAGAGACAUGCUCUGCAACCAAACAAAUUGAGAAGAAAAAUGAGCAAGGUCAUUCAUGCACUCAAGUCUCCAAUCAGACAGAAGUAAUCUUCAAAGAGAUGCCACCUGAGGGGCAGACUGCGGUGGCAACAGAAGUGCCAUCUUUCCCAGUGGAGUGGAAGACAGUGGAGCUGCCGCUCAGUGAUACCUUCCAGCCUUAUUUUGCAGGCAUCAUUAGUCCUUCCCUCUUUUAUCUGCUGGGUCCCACCCAAGUAGAUCAACAAAAGCUUCAGGGGGUGGUGGUGGAGUUGGCUGCCUAUUGCAGCAACAGCCAGGCCACUUUAUCUUCAGCUGUGAAGAGCAGACCGGCUCCUGGAGCUGCCUGUUGUGCCCAGUUCUCAGCUGACAAUAACUGGUACCGUGCAGUGAUCCUUGAAGUCGAUGAGAAUGAGGUGAGUGUCCUCUAUGCAGACUACGGCAACAGUGAGAAGGUACCACUCUCCCGGAUCUUGCCCAUCCCUGCCUGCCUGCUGCAGCUUCCUUUUCAGAUCAUUCGCUGCACCCUUGCUGGUAAGGAGCACUUUCCAGCAGAGUGGCCUCAGGAAGUGCAGCAGAUGUUUCAAACUGUGCUGAUAUCCGGGGUCCUCGCCACAGUCCAGUACUUUGAUGGCUCGGCUAGUGUACUCUCCCUCGUUCUGCCCGCUGAGAAGGGUGGGGGAAACAUCACCGAAAUGAUCUUAGAAGCAUUACAUGCCCAGACAAAACGUAACCCUUGCACAACCCCGACCCAGAAGACUGAUGAAGGUGGCAGCAGCACAACUAUCAGCACUGCAGCUGCACCAGACAGUUCGAAGUCCAAGCCGAUACCUGAAAACCAAAAAGGGCCGAUUGGCACCGAAACUCUGGACCCAACAGCCGAGCAUCUUGAACAGAAGGAAGAUAUUUCUGCAGCAUCAGUCAGUGGUCUGCAGACCUCGAGCUGCUGCUGUCAGAGCCUAAAAGCCAAGAUCGAUGAGCUGGAAGUGCUGAUGAAACUGCAGCUUUCACUGAUGAAAAUGUUGGCUGGACAGAAGAAGUAGAAUUCACAGAGCAGUUCACAACUUAAGAAUGUUCAUGUUUUUGAAAUUAAGGAUUUUUUUGCAGUCCCGAUCCCCUGUUCAGAUGGGAUGUUCUACCUGACUUUUAUGUUUUAGUUUUACAUAAAACUUUGUGAAAAAAGACAA
Molecule: messenger RNA, 3640 nt
Organism: Archocentrus centrarchus (flier cichlid)
Lineage: Eukaryota; Metazoa; Chordata; Actinopteri; Cichliformes; Cichlidae
Gene: tdrd1
Product: tudor domain containing 1
Exons: 25
Coding region: 41-3496 (1151 amino acids)
Source: RefSeq, a predicted model, not a curated record